GUUGUAUCUUAUCUCGAGGAUGCACUUUCACGAUUGUUCAGUACCAGCUAGCCACUCGGGUAGUUCAGUAGCCCAUUCGAAAAGACGAGCAGAGUCCAGGAACCAACAAUGGCCUCUCAACCACCACCACCCGCGCCAAUCGUGAACCCGGACAUCAAAUACACGCAGAUUUUCAUCAACAACGAGUGGGUGAACUCUGCGAGCGGGAAGACGUUCCCGACCAUCAACCCGACCAACGGCAAGAAGAUAUGCGACGUACAGGAGGGAGACAAGGCUGAUGUGGACAAGGCGGUUGCGGCGGCGAAGGCGGCCAUCCAACACGGCUCGCCCUGGCGCUCCAUGGACGCCAGCCAGCGGGGGCGGCUCCUUAACAAACUCGCCGACCUCAUUGAAAGGGAUCAUGUGUACUUGGCUAGCCUGGAGACGCUUGACAAUGGGAAGCCGUAUCGAGAGUCUUUCAACGUGGACGUGAAUGCCGCCAUGGUCACACUCCGGUACUACGCCGGCUGGACAGACAAGGUCACCGGCAAGACCAUCCCUAUAGAUGGCACGUUCUUCUGCUACACUCGACAUGAGCCAGUUGGAGUUUGCGGACAGAUCAUACCCUGGAAUUUUCCAUUGAACAUGAUGUCAUGGAAGAUUGCCCCGGCCCUUGCUUGUGGAAACACGGUGGUUGUUAAGCCCGCGGAACAGACGCCGCUGACUGCCCUCUAUCUGGCCUCACUGGCUAAGGAGGCUGGUUUCCCGCCCGGCGUUCUGAAUGUGGUUCCCGGCUAUGGUCCUACGGCAGGAGCCGCCAUUACAAACCAUCAAGAUGUAAGAAAGGUCGCAUUCACAGGAUCUACUGAGGUCGGUAAACUCAUUAUGGAAGGCGCAGCGAAAUCCAACCUGAAACGAGUAACUCUAGAGCUCGGGGGAAAAAGUCCGCUUGUCGUCUUCAAGGACGCAAACUUGGACAUGGCUGUGGAAUUCGCACACAUGGCUUUGUUUUACAACAUGGGUCAGGUGUGCACGGCCGGUUCUAGGACGUUUGUGCAGGAGGACAUCUAUGACGAGUUCGUCAAGAAGGCUACUGCACGUGCAAAGGCGAAAACCGUCGGAGACCCAUUUGAUGUUACAAUUGAAAGUGGACCACAGGUAAACGAGGAACAGUUCGAUAAAAUUCUUGGGAUGAUUGAGAGUGGCAAGCAGGAGGGUGCGAAGCUUGAGUGUGGCGGGGCCCGGUUGGGGAACGAGGGCUACUUCAUCCAGCCCACAGUCUUCUCCAACGUCACAGACAACAUGAGGAUAGCCAAGGAAGAGAUCUUCGGCCCGGUACAGCAGAUCAUCAAGUUCAAGGACAUGGAAGAGGUCAUAGCCCGGGCCAAUGACACUCCGUACGGGCUGGCGGCUGCUUGUUUUACCGAGAACCUUGACACGGCAUUGACCUUUACCAGUAGAGUUGAGGCAGGAACUGUCUGGGUGAACUUUUACCACUUCGUUUCCCCUGCGGCUCCUUUCGGAGGCUUCAAGAUGUCCGGUGUAGGCAGAGAAAUGGGCGAGUACGGGCUCUCCCAGUAUUCGGAGGUCAAGAACGUAAUAAUCAAGACCCAGACGAAGCUGUAGACUAAGCACCUGAAAUAUCUCUGCCAUAUCUCUGUGACACUCCGGACUGAGAAAAGGUUGUUAUGAUGACUAUCGAAAGUGUUUAUUUGAAUAUGUAUAGAAACAUAUAAUUUUGAACUCAUUUGUUCAAGUUCAAUAAAUUACAGGAAUAUAA
Mya arenaria is the source of this 1759-nucleotide messenger RNA. RefSeq names its product aldehyde dehydrogenase 1A1-like. Gene Ontology annotation, biological process: aldehyde metabolic process. Gene Ontology annotation, molecular function: aldehyde dehydrogenase (NAD+) activity. NCBI's taxonomy places the organism in Eukaryota, Metazoa, Mollusca, Bivalvia, Myida, Myidae. The coding region runs from base 109 to 1605 and encodes 498 amino acids. The transcript has 15 exons. The record is from RefSeq and is a predicted model, not a curated record.